UGAAGAGCGGAUGAGUUGAGUAGACCGCGUUUUGCGAGUGUCGGCUUGACAGCAGUGAAACAACGACAUCGUUUUAUGUAUCAUAAACACGAUAUGAGCGUCCAGCAAAUGUACUUAUCAAAAUGCUAUUACAUUUGUAGCUAUUACCAUUAGCUGACUUGAAUUGCUGACUUCUCUGUUUUGGUGCUGAGUUCCCAAACAAGUAAACUUCAUCCGUGACAGUUAAAUUCAAGCAGUUGUCAGUCAUCGGAUCCAGAAUUUAACCGGGUGAGCAUCUGGAUCAUGUCAGAUUUAUCUUGGUAAUGCCAAUAUUGUCCUCAAUGUCUCGUAAUUGGAAAACCAGCAGGGAGAUAGCUUAUUUAGUGACGCUUCUUGACUGUAAAUUAGCCGAGUAGCCGAAGGUAGCUAAAUUAGAUAGCUAGCAAAUUAGCUCGGGUGAUCCAAGCUGCAAUGACAAUCCAGCUACUGUAAUUUCUCUAGCAGCACUGCCAGCAUACUCUGUAAUUAUUUUCAGAAGAUUGGAGUCUUGUAUUUUUUUUAAAGUGAGUAGCUCACCAUGAUCAUAAUCACUUAUGCAAUUUUUUAUUGGUUAUAGCUCUUUUACUGGUCAUUUUGUUACAGAUGGAUCAAAUGUUAUUAAUAGCCCAAUGCAAAUAAACCAUACCAUAUUGUCAUAGGCUGAAUGCACAAAGUGUACUUUCUAUAUUGGUGACACGCAUGACAAUGACAUGUACUUUGAGCCUGAGGCAAUAGCACUGCUAUCUUGAUGGACAUGGGUCAAUGAAGAGACUACAAAAAGAGUGGUUGCUCUUAUUAUUCCCCUGCACAAGAAGUGGUGAAUGCAAAAACGGUCUACUUUCACAGUGAAAAAAUACCAACUUCUGACAGUUACCCCUAUAAAUUGCAGAAACACCCUACUAGGCAUUGAAAGGGGCUUGUAUGUAUGUGGAGUCUCCAUCAUUUCAACCUGGUGAUGUGCUGCCUAUGAUCCGUGCUCUUAUCCACAAAAUGGAGGCAGGUAAUUGCCCUGCUGGAAACGAGGAGAAACAAACCGUUUCCUCACCUUCAGCUCAACAGGAGAACACUGCUUGUGAUGGACCUGCUGUAGAUGAGCCAGACGGCCAAAGCCAGUUCUCUAGAGCUGCUUCUUACCCUGAAUCAGAAGACCUGGACUCCUUUAACCUAAUAGAGCCCCCUCCUCUGGACUGGAGGUCAGACGACUCUAGUGAAGCAGGUUCAGUGGAAGUGAUGGACGACCCUAGCUUCCCUCCCUCCUUGGUCCCCGUGGACAGUUUAGAGGACAGAUUAAGUGAGUCCCUACCUCCCUUGUACACCAGUGACACUGCAGCUUCUUCUCUGGUAGUUAGCCAGGAGGAGCUAAUCGACUAUGCUCCUGAGGAUAACACCCCAACCAAACAGGUUCUGGAUCCUAGCAAAGAGGGAAGAGAGGUGGGGGAUGCGAUGGAGGAGAAGGUUGAGAUCAGGAGAACAGGUGACAAAGACCACACGCGGAUCCACCACCUGCUAAACAGACUCCAGGUCAUUGGAGAAAGCACUCUCCACAGGGACUCAACCUCUGACCCUACACCACCACCAUCAGAAUUCUCUGAGCCCUCUGAAUUUGAGCCUCCAGGCCCAUCUCUGUUGAUGGACAUCAGCCCAUUGCUACCAGACCCAGAGCAGAACCCGAAACAGGCCUCGGAGAUGCUUUUCUCAGAGAGUAACCAGAGAGACCUAUUAGGGCUGUUGGAGUGUACGGAGAUGGGGGCUUCCCAGCCCAGUUCCUCUGACAUCAAGGUUCCUCCUUACAUGGCCCGGAGAGGGGAGAUGGACGCGGUGGUGUCGGUCUCCUUCAACCAGGAGGAUGGCGAAAGGUUCUGGGAACACUUUGGGAACGGCUGGCGGCUGCGCCACAGGGAUGACUCCGUGGAGUCUUUCCCGGAGGACGAGGUCCCAGAGCCUGUAUGGAUGAAGUUAGGGGAGGAGGCUCCGGAGGUAGACUCUGCAGAGAACAGUCAGCGGGGCGCAGAGGACCGCCCAGCCUAUAAAGACGUGCCUGGCCCCUGUGAUCCAAAUGACCUCCUGGAUGGGGUCGUAUUUGGGGCCAAGUACCUGGGCUCCACCCAGCUCAAGUCUGACAAGAAUCCCUCCACCAACGCUCGAAUGAAACAGGCCCAGGAGGCUGUGGACAGGAUCAAAGCCCCAGAGGGAGAGUCUCAGCCUAUGACCGAGGUGGAUCUCUUCAUCUCCACUCAGCGCAUCAAAGUCCUCAGCGCAGGCACACAGGAGGCCAUGAUGGACCAUCCUCUCCAGAUGAUCUCCUACAUCGCAGACAUCGGCAGCAUCGUGGUCCUGAUGGCCCGCAGGAAGCCGGCCGGGGGGCGUAAGGGCCAGGAGGGGAACCCUGCUGUGGUCAACUCCCCCGGGCCACAGAAAAAGUGCUGCAUGAUCUGCCAUGUGUUCAACUCUGACGAGGCCCAGGUGAUCGCUCAGGCGAUUGGCCAGGCCUUCGGUGUGGCCUACCAGCAGUUCCUCCAUGCCAACGGCAUCAAGGCCAGUGAGCUGAGGCCCAGCGAGUACAGUGACUACCUGGGGACACAGGAGCACUAUAACGGAGACCUGGUACACUUCUCGGAUUCAGAUAACAUCAGAGAGGUGUCCAUCUCCAAGGCUCCCAGGGAGAUAGUGGGGGUGGCUGUGGUGGAGUCGGGCUGGGGCUCCAUCCUGCCCACGGUGAUGGUGGCCAACCUGCUCCACGGUGGUCCUGCAGAACGCUGCGGGGCCCUCAGCAUAGGAGACCGCAUCAUGUCAGUCAAUGGCACAAGCCUGGUGGGCCUUCCCAUAGCCACCUGCCAGAGUAUAAUACGGGAUUUAAAAAACCAAGCAGAGGUGAAGCUCAGUAUCGUUCACUGCCCUCCCGUCACCAUGGCAAUUAUCAAGCGACCGGACCCAAAAUUUCAGUUGGGCUUCAGUGUAGAGGACGGGAUUAUCUGCAGUUUGAUGCGUGGAGGGAUCGCAGAGAGAGGGGGCAUCCGGGUUGGACACCGCAUCAUUGAAAUCAAUGGGCAGAGUGUGGUAGCCACUCCUCACGAGAAGAUCAUCCACAUUUUGACUGACGCAGUCGGGGAGAUUCACUUGAAGACCAUGCCAGCCUCUACGUAUCGCCUUCUAACAGGACAAGAAACUCCAGUAUUUCUCUGAAAGAACGGUGGAGAGAAUGCUGCCUGUGCUCUCAGAAGCAAACAAGGAAGAAUACCAUUUGGAAGCUAUACACAUGUACACACGAAGCCUCAAAUUGGACUAUGCAAUUGGACUGUAUCACCUGGCUAUUGAUACACCACUGAACAUAAAAAAAAAUGUUGCCUUUAUUUAACUAGGCAUGUCAGUUAAGAACAAAUUCUUAUUUUCAAUGUCGGCCGAGGAACAGUGGGUUAACUGCCUGUUCAGGGGCAGAACGACAGAUUUGUACCUUGUCAGCUCGGGGCUAUGAAUUUGCAACCUUUCGGUUACUAGUCCAACGCUCUAACCACUAGGCUACCCCUACAUAAUGGGGUUAUCCACCUGAACAGAAUAUUUUAUGAUGUAUGUUAGAAUAUCAGGAUGAUACAGCAAAUGUUUUCAAGGAUAGAAUUGUUAAUACAUCUCUGUUUAUAUUUAUGAAAUGUUAAAGCAGAUAACUGAGAUCGUCAAUAGGAAAAGUGAGGUUAUCUUACUACCAUACUAAUUAUCUUUCUGAACAGGAAAAGCAUGAGUACCUGCAAUUAAUUACUUCCACCGCCAUUCUUGAGUUGCCGAUGUGCCUCAGCUCAGUGGAACUUGAAUUCAUGGAGAGGAGCCUAAUUUAAGAAAGCUGGUCCGUAUGUCUCGUCAUUACGUGCUUCCCACCUCUAGACAAUGUCAUUGAGUAACAUGCACAUCAACAAGCGACUACUACAUCAGCAUUACAUUGUUAUUAUGUGUCUCCGAACAGUGUCCUAUUAAUAUGCUGAAAGAUUUUACGUUGUGCAUGCCAUUCCCCAUUGUUCCCAUUUCAGUGCCUGGAAGAAUUCAGAACUUAGUUCUGUAUUUUCAGAAUCAAAGGUAACGGCCUUUAGUGUUAGAGAUAUACACUGAGUGUACAAAACCUUAAGGACACCUGCUCUUUCCAUGACAUAGGCUGACCAGAUGAGUCCAGGUGAAAGCUAUGAUCCCUUAUUGAUGUCACUUGUUAAAUCCAUUUCA
Molecule: messenger RNA, 4221 nt
Organism: Oncorhynchus gorbuscha (pink salmon)
Lineage: Eukaryota; Metazoa; Chordata; Actinopteri; Salmoniformes; Salmonidae
Product: amyloid-beta A4 precursor protein-binding family A member 3-like
Exons: 10
Coding region: 940-3201 (753 amino acids)
Biological process (GO): chemical synaptic transmission
Cellular component (GO): cytoplasm; plasma membrane; dendritic spine
Molecular function (GO): amyloid-beta binding; protein binding
Source: RefSeq, a predicted model, not a curated record